Mandrillus leucophaeus (drill) is the source of this 2491-nucleotide messenger RNA. It is a transcript of the gene CLIP4, whose product is annotated as CAP-GLY domain containing linker protein family, member 4. Gene Ontology annotation, molecular function: microtubule plus-end binding. The coding region runs from base 341 to 2458 and encodes 705 amino acids. The transcript has 16 exons. NCBI's taxonomy places the organism in Eukaryota, Metazoa, Chordata, Mammalia, Primates, Cercopithecidae. Gene Ontology annotation, biological process: cytoplasmic microtubule organization. Gene Ontology annotation, cellular component: cytoplasm; nucleus; microtubule plus-end. The record is from RefSeq and is a predicted model, not a curated record.
ACAUGAUCUCUGAGAGCACUCACAGAUGCUGAGCCUGCAGAGACAGAGAAACUGGCAGCUGACCAGGGUUGGGGAUGGUCAUGUAUUUAAAUAUUGUGGAUUUUAGUCAACAGUGUGCUCCACCCGAUUCAACAAUGUGAUGUGACUGCUCCUAGCAACUAUUUUGAUAUGGUGAAUUUUUGUUAACACAAGCAUAGGACCUAAGAAGAGGUGGCAGUCUCUUUCCUCUCCGCACUUGGCAGGCCACCCACUCAUUCCUGAUAAUCACAUUUAAGAGAGCUCUGGACAAGCUGGGAUGCAUCCAAGAGAAUCCCUCAACAUGCUGGUGGCUUUCUAGAAGAUGACCAUAGAGGACCUUCCAGAUUUUCCAUUAGAAGGAAAUCCUUUGUUUGGAAGAUACCCAUUUAUAUUUUCUGCUUCUGAUACCCCAGUUAUCUUUUCCAUUUCUGCAGCACCAAUGCCUUCAGACUGUGAAUUUUCUUUCUUUGAUCCUAAUGAUGCAUCAUGCCAGGAAAUUCUUUUUGAUCCCAAAACUUCAGUUUCAGAAUUAUUUGCCAUUUUAAGACAAUGGGUUCCUCAGGUCCAACAAAACAUUGAUGUUAUUGGAAAUGAGAUUCUUAAGAGAGGUUGCAAUGUGAAUGAUAGAGAUGGACUGACAGAUAUGACUCUUUUACAUUAUACCUGCAAAUCUGGAGCUCAUGGUAUUGGUGAUGUGGAAACAGCUGUAAAAUUUGCAACUCAACUUAUUGACCUGGGAGCAGACAUUAGUUUGCGGAGUCGCUGGACAAACAUGAAUGCUUUGCAUUAUGCUGCUUAUUUUGAUGUCCCAGAACUUAUAAGAGUGAUUUUGAAAACAUCGAAACCAAAAGAUGUGGAUGCCACUUGCAGUGAUUUUAAUUUUGGAACAGCUUUGCAUAUUGCAGCAUACAACUUGUGUGCAGGUGCUGUGAAGUGCCUCUUGGAGCAGGGAGCAAAUCCUGCAUUUAGGAAUGACAAAGGACAGAUCCCUGCUGAUGUUGUUCCAGACCCAGUAGAUAUGCCGUUAGAGAUGGCUGACGCCGCAGCCACUGCUAAGGAAAUCAAGCAGAUGCUCCUAGAUGCGGUGCCUCUGUCAUGUAACAUCUCAAAGGCUAUGCUCCCAAAUUAUGAUCAUGUCACUGGCAAGGCAAUGCUUACGUCACUUGGCCUGAAGUUGGGGGAUCGUGUCGUUAUUGCAGGACAGAAGGUUGGUACAUUAAGAUUUUGUGGAACAACUGAAUUUGCAAGUGGGCAGUGGGCCGGCAUUGAACUGGAUGAGCCAGAAGGAAAAAAUAAUGGAAGUGUUGGGAAAGUCCAGUACUUUAAAUGUGCCCCCAAGUAUGGUAUUUUUGCACCUCUUUCAAAGAUAAGUAAAGCAAAAGAUCGAAGGAAGAAUAUAGCACACACUCCUUCUACAAAAGCUGCCGUGCCUCUCAUCAGGUCCCAGAAAAUUGACAUAGCUCAUGUAACAUCCAAAGUAAAUACUGGAUUAAUGACAUCAAAAAAAGAUAGUGCUUCUGAGUCAACACUUUCAUUACCUCCUGGGGAAGAACUGAAAACUGUGACAGAGAAAGACGUCGCCCUGCUUGGAUCUGUCAGCAGCUGCUCCUCUACAUCUUCUUUGGAACACAGACAGAGCUACCCCAAGAAACAGAAUGCAAUCAGCAGUAACAAGAAGACAAUGAGCAAAAGCCCUUCCCUUUCAUCCAGAGCCAGUGCUGGUUUGAAUUCCUCAGCAACAUCUACAGCAAAUAAUAGCCGUUGUGAGGGGGAACUCCGCCUCGGAGAGAGAGUGCUAGUGGUAGGACAGAGACUGGGCACCAUUAGGUUCUUUGGGACAACAAACUUCGCUCCAGGAUAUUGGUAUGGUAUAGAGCUUGAAAAACCCCAUGGCAAGAAUGAUGGUUCAGUUGGAGGUGUGCAGUAUUUUAGUUGUUCUCCAAGAUAUGGAAUAUUUGCUCCCCCAUCCAGGGUGCAAAGAGUAACAGAUUCCCUGGAUACCCUUUCAGAAAUUUCUUCAAAUAAACAGAAUCAUUCUUAUCCUGGUUUUAGGAGAAGUUUCAGCACAACUUCUGCUUCUUCCCAAAAGGAGAUUAACAGAAGAAAUGCUUUUGCCAAAUCGAAAGCUGCUUUGCGUCGCAGUUGGAGCAGCACUCCCCCUGCAGGUGGCAUUGAAGGGAGCGUGAAGCUGCACGAGGGGUCUCAGGUCCUGCUCACGAGCUCUAACGAGAUGGGUACUGUUAGGUACGUGGGCCCCACUGACUUUGCUUCAGGUAUCUGGCUUGGACUUGAGCUCCGAAGCGCUAAGGGAAAAAAUGAUGGGUCAGUGGGCGACAAGCGCUAUUUCACCUGUAAGCCGAACCAUGGAGUCUUAGUUCGACCGAGUAGAGUGACCUAUCGGGGAAUUAAUGGGUCCAAGCUUGUGGAUGAGAAUUGUUGAGUUAAGCUUCUAAAAUAUUAAAUAAGCUCGAAU